Panicum virgatum (switchgrass) is the source of this 873-nucleotide messenger RNA. RefSeq lists its product as uncharacterized. The record is from RefSeq and is a predicted model, not a curated record. The transcript has 2 exons. NCBI's taxonomy places the organism in Eukaryota, Viridiplantae, Streptophyta, Magnoliopsida, Poales, Poaceae. Bases 5 to 691 code for a protein of 228 amino acids.
AUUAAUGGAGGCUGGUCCUCAUUUGGGGCAGCAUCACUCCCUGGCACCGUCCUUGUUCGUGAAAAUCCAUAGUGCUGAAGGGCAGAGCUAUGAAGCAAUGGCGAUGAUUUCUGGUGCUUGCAGCAGCCAGUUGGGCCAGCAAUCGGAAGGAGUUGUUGUUGCGCUCGUCUCCUAUCACGUGAUUUUGAAUGCUGUGGUGAAAGCUUUGGGAGGAUCAACUCCUUAUUCACUGCGUAUGGUUGAUGGUCCGUAUGUGGCGACGGGUUUUGUGGUUAUUCAGUUAGCAGGUCAGAUUGAUGAUUUGACUCUCCUUGAGGCGACGGGGUUAGCAUCGAUGACUAAGGACGGGGCAGAGGAGGCUGCAGCUAAAGCACUGAUUGUUGCAGCAAAACGGGAUUUUGGUGUUGUGGUGAAGGAUUUUAACCUUAGUUCUAUAGAAGUUCUACGCAAGGAGAACGAAGAUCUGCAUAGGAUCAAUCAGCUGCUUAGGUCUGGAUGGGCUCUGUUACUUGAUGAUCUUGAGACACUUCAGAAGACUCUGGAAGAGAUCACCAUUGAUGCUGUCAGUGGCUCUCCCAGGAAUUCUAUUGCUGUGCUUGCUCAUGGAGCUGCCGUCUGGGCUGAAGAGAACAUUUGGGAUGGCACCGCUGCACUGGAAAAGCUAUCAAGGGACUUCAUGGAUGAGAACUGAGACAACUUGUGGGCAGCGCCGUUUAGAUUUUGUGUGGCCGUGUGUUUGGUAGUGUGUAAGGUGUAGCUAUGGUUUGUAUGUUUGAAUAUGGGUAGGGAAGUCUGCUUGUCCCUGAAAUGUAAUAUAAGAAACAUGUGUAAUGUAUCUCUCUUUGUGGCUAUAUGAAGCAGCACUCUUUGUUU